GCACCAUGCAGGUCACUCUGAAGACCCUUCAGCAGCAGACCUUCAAGAUCGACAUCGACCCGGAGGAGACGGUAAAGGCACUGAAAGAGAAGAUUGAAUCUGAAAAGGGGAAAGAUGCCUUUCCAGUAGCAGGUCAGAAGUUAAUCUAUGCAGGCAAAAUCCUCAGUGAUGAUACUGCUCUCAAAGAAUACAAAAUUGAUGAGAAAAACUUUGUGGUGGUCAUGGUGACAAAACCCAAAGCAGUGACAGCACCAGUGCCAGCAACAACUCAGCAAUCGAAUGCUCCCACCACUACUGCAGUUAGCUCCUCCACAGCAACGGUUGUGGCUCAGGCGCCAACCCCCACCCCUGCUUCAGCUCCCACUUCCACACCUGCGUCUACUACUCCAGCCUCAACUCCAGCAUCUUCUGAACCCACACCUGCUAGUGCAACUCAGCCUGAGAAACCUGCAGAAAAGCCAGCGCAGUCACCAGUGGUUACCAGCCCAGCACCAGCUGACAGUACACCAGGAGAUUCUUCCCGGUCAAAUCUUUUUGAAGAUGCAACAAGUGCCCUUGUGACAGGUCAGUCUUACGAGAAUAUGGUAACUGAGAUCAUGUCAAUGGGCUACGAACGAGAGCAAGUAAUUGCAGCCCUGAGAGCCAGUUUCAACAAUCCUGACAGAGCUGUGGAAUAUCUUCUAAUGGGAAUCCCUGGAGAUAGAGAAAGUCAGGCUGUGGUUGAUCCUCCUCCCCAAGCAGUGAGUACUGGAACUCCUCAGUCUCCAGCAGUGGCGGCAGCUGCAGCAACCACCACCACAACGACAACAACUAGUGCUGGAGGCCACCCCCUUGAAUUUUUACGGAAUCAGCCUCAGUUUCAACAGAUGCGACAAAUUAUCCAGCAGAAUCCUUCCCUGCUUCCAGCUUUGCUACAGCAGAUAGGUCGAGAGAAUCCUCAGUUGCUGCAGCAAAUUAGCCAACACCAGGAACAUUUUAUUCAGAUGCUAAAUGAACCAGUUCAGGAAGCAGGUGGUCAAGGUGGAGGAGGAGGUGGUGGAGGUGGCGGAGGCGGAGGAGGCGGAGGCGGAAGUGGAGGAAUUGCAGAAGCUGGAAGUGGGCACAUGAACUACAUUCAAGUAACACCUCAGGAAAAAGAAGCUAUAGAACGGUUAAAGGCACUAGGAUUUCCUGAAGGACUUGUGAUUCAAGCAUAUUUUGCUUGUGAGAAGAAUGAGAAUUUGGCUGCCAACUUUCUUCUACAGCAGAACUUUGAUGAAGACUGAAGGGACUCUUUUGUAUCUCACACUCACACCAGUGCAUUACACUAACUUUGUUCACUGGAUUGUCUGGGGUGACUUGGGCUCAUAUCCACAAUAUUUGGUAUAUGGUAGUAGGUUGGUGGGGGUGGGAGGGAGGGAGCUAGGACAUAGGGCAGGGAUACAUACCGUGCAUGUCUGCUUCAAUUAGCAGAUGCUGCAGAUCCACACAGUGUAAAAUACUAUACAACCAAACAUCCGCCUUUGCAGGUCUUUAUUCUUCUAAGCAGUAGAUAACAUUUCCUGGGUUUCCUUCCUCUAGUGUAUUAGAUCCAGAAAUUUAGUGUGAUGCCCUGCUUUCUCUUUUCUUUGACUUAACAUUGGUUUCUGAAAGAAUCUUUGCUACCUAGAAUCUACAGUCUGUUUUAUGGCAACACUGGAUAAUGGCUUUUUGAAAUUGGAAAAAGAAAUUGGAGCACCUGUAAACAGAAAUGCCAAAUUAUUGAUGGUCAUUGUUGCUGCUUCACAUUGAUAUGAAAUUGAUGCGAAAGGAAGCCCGUUCUUCAUGUUCAGUCCUUGGGGUGGGGAGGGUAGAAAGGGGACUUUUCUUAAAAUGAAAAUAAUUACUGCUAUUUUAAAAUUACCUGAUUAUUGAAUGUGAGACCCUCUAACAUGAUUUGAGAAGCUGUACACAUAUAGGCAGAGUUAUUUUCCUGUUUACAUUCUUUGUUUGUUGGGGGAAAUUGGUAGGUGUCUAAUUACUGUUUACUUCAUUGUUGUAUUGCAGUAAAAGUUUAAAACAACCAUUGCAUGUUUGCUUUUGAUGUAUCCCUUUGUGAAAUUAGCACUUUUGGGGCCAAUGAAGAAAUGCAGCAUUCAGUCUCCUUACCCUUCCCUUUCCUCAGUAGAAAUGCGUUUGUCAGCAGGUCAUGAGUCAAACUGCUGCCUUUAAAAAAGCCACAAAAUGCUGAUUCAGUUCAAAAUUAAUGCAAAUCUUUCAAAAUUGGUUUUCUGAUACUUUUGUGGAUGUCUUCAUUAGAUAAGAAUGUAUUACCAUUAAAUCCAUUAGUAUUACAUUGCUUUCAAAGAGGAGGUGGGUGGGCCUAUAAUCCAGCAUCUUUUACUGCAUUUAAAGAUGGGAGAAAACUUUUGUAUGGUCGGGAGAUGUGGCUGGAAAGUACUUUGGAAAAUAUACAAUCAAGAUAUCUCGUGGCAUAUUAAAAGAAAAAUCUCAAUCACA
Molecule: messenger RNA, 2478 nt
Organism: Peromyscus eremicus (cactus mouse)
Lineage: Eukaryota; Metazoa; Chordata; Mammalia; Rodentia; Cricetidae
Gene: Rad23b
Product: RAD23 homolog B, nucleotide excision repair protein
Exons: 10
Coding region: 6-1265 (419 amino acids)
Biological process (GO): nucleotide-excision repair; proteasome-mediated ubiquitin-dependent protein catabolic process
Cellular component (GO): nucleoplasm; cytosol
Molecular function (GO): damaged DNA binding; ubiquitin binding; proteasome binding
Source: RefSeq, a predicted model, not a curated record